Messenger RNA from Dromaius novaehollandiae (emu), 2555 nucleotides. Its product is annotated as importin-4-like. The transcript is spliced from 9 exons. Bases 802 to 2553 code for a protein of 583 amino acids. Gene Ontology annotation, molecular function: nuclear import signal receptor activity. NCBI's taxonomy places the organism in Eukaryota, Metazoa, Chordata, Aves, Casuariiformes, Dromaiidae. Gene Ontology annotation, cellular component: cytoplasm; nucleus. Gene Ontology annotation, biological process: protein import into nucleus. The record is from RefSeq and is a predicted model, not a curated record.
AUAGCUCUUAAUAUCUCUUUAAUAGCCACUAAUACCAUUCUAGUGGCCCUUAAUAGCCCGUAACAUGCUCAGUAGCCCCUAAUAGUCCCUUAAUAGCUCUUAGUACCCUUUAAUGUGCUCUUAACAACUACUAAUGUUCUUCUAAUAGUUCUUAAUACUGUUCUAAUAGUCCCUAAUAGCCCCUAAUGCUCUUAAUAGACCUUAAUGGCUCUCUAAUAGACCUUAAUAGGUUUCUAAUAGCUCCUAGUUGCUUCUUAAGGCACUUAAUAGCACUUAAUAGCUCUGUAAUAGCCCCUAAUAGUUCUUAGUGGCCUAUAACACCCCCAGGUAGCCACAAAUAUUCCCUUAAUAGUUGUUAUUAGCCCUUAAUAGCUCUUUAAUAGUACAUAGUAAUUAGUGAUAGGCCUUUAAUAGACCCUAGGGUGCUCUAAUAGAUGCUAAUACCCCACUAAUAAUUGCCUAAUAGGGCACUAAUAAAGGUUAAUAGAGGCUAAUAAGCUGCUAAUAGCUGCCUGAGAGCCCCCCCCCGGCCUUUUCAGACCCCGUGACACCCCCUGACACCCCGCGACACCCCGCGACACCCCGCCAACACCCGGCGACGCGCUGUUGCCCCCCCCCAGGUACGGGCUGGCGGCGGCGGCGGCGGCGGCGCUGGGCGACGGGCUGGGCCCCCUCCUGCCCCGCGUGGUGCCCCUGCUGCUGGGGGCCCUGCGGCGGCCCCCCGCCCCGGCGGCGCCGGCGGCGCCCGAUUCGUUCCUGCUCUUCGAGGACGGCGAUGAUGCGGACGAGGGGGCGGAGCCUAUGGAGGAGGACGGCGAGGAGGAGGAGGAGCUUCUGGAGGUGGAGGUGGGCGGAGCCUACGCCCAGGAGCUGGAGGAGGCCUGCGAGGCCCUGGGGGAGGUCGCCGAGCACUGCGGCGCCGCCUUCCUGCCCUAUGUGGAGCCCAGUCUGGAGGCCAUGUUGGAGCUGCUGCAGUUCCCGCAGGCGGGGGUGCGGGGAGCCGCCUACACCAGCCUGGGCUGCCUGUGCGUGGGGCUGUACCCGCCGGGGGACCCCGGGCCGCACCACGACCCCGCGCGUCAGGCGGCGGCGGGGCGGGCGGCGGGGGCCCUGGCCGGGGGGGCGGGGGCCGAGCGGGGGCCGGGGGCGGCGGGGGGGGCCCUGGGGGCCCUGGGCCGGGUGCUGGGCCGUUGCCCCCCCGCCGCCGCCGCCCCCCCCGCCCGCCUGCCCCCCCUCUGCCGCCUCCUGCGCGACGUCCUCGCCGGCCAGGUGCCCUGUCUGCAGCCCGGGGCCGGCGAGGAGGAGGAGGACGAGGAGGAAGAGCAGGCGGAGGCGGCGGCGGAGGUGCGGGAGCUGGCGGGGGAGGUGCUGGUGGCCCUGGCCGAGGCCGUGGGGGGGGAACUGGCCCCCCACCUCGACGAGCUGCUGCCGCUCCUGCUCGCCCGCCUGGAGCCGCGGUGCAGCGUGGGGGAGCGCUCGUGGGCGGCGGCCACGCUGGCGGGGGUGGGCGGGGCGCUGGGCGUGGCCUCCGCCCCGCUGCUGCCCCGCCUUGUCCCCGCCCUGGGGGCGGCGGCCGGGGGCGACGCCCACCCGGAGGUGCGGGCCAACGCCCUCCACGCCCUGGGCCGCCUCGCCGCCGCCGCCGGCCCCGCCCUCGGCCCGUAUCCUCCCCACGGCCACGCCCCUUCCGGGGGCGAGGACACGCCCCCUUCCGGGGACAGGCCACGCCCCUUCCGGUGGAGGGUGGGCUCCGCCCCCCCCCCCUUUCUUCAGCAUGGAGGGCUUGGGGGGAGGAUGGGGAGGGGGGAACCAAUGGGGAGGCCACGCCCCCUGUGUGCUAAGCCACGCCCCCUUGUAGCCACGCCCCCUUGUAGCCACGCCCCCCUUAUAGAAGUGGCUCUUCCCCCCCCCCCCCCCGGGGGACGUUCUGCCUUGGCCACGCCCACAGCGCGCAGCCCCGCCCCCUCCCCGGCGACGUUCCGCCUUGGCCCCGCCCCCGCUCUGAAGCCCCGCCCCCUUCCCCGGGGAACCCCACCCUGGCCACGCCCCCUUCCCAUAGCCCCGCCCCCUCCCCGGACGUUCUGCCCUGGCCACGCCCCCAUUCUGAAGCCCCGCCCCCUUCCCCGGGGAGUUCCGCCCUGGCCACGCCCCCUUCCCCAUAGCCCCGCCCCCUCCCCGGAUGUUCUGCCCUGGCCACGCCCCCUUCGCGCAGCCCCGCCCCCUCCCGGGGAUGUUCCACCCUGGCCACGCCCCCAUCCCAUAGCCCCGCCCCAUCCACGGGGACGUUCUGUCCUGGCCACGCCCCCUUCCCGCAGCCCCGCCCCAUCCCCGGCAACGUCCCGCCCUGGCCCCGCCCCCCCUCGGCGCUUGCCCCGCCCCCUGGGGGGUGACGUCACGGCCUGGCCCCGCCCCUUGAUGCGGCAGGCGGGGGGCGGCGGCAGCGGCGCGGGAGGGGCCCGGGGGAGGAGGAGGAGGAGGGAGGGGGUGGGGGUUCCCCGAGGCCCCGCCCCCCGGGGGGAUGACGUCACGCGCUGGCCCCGCCCCUUUCCUUGACG